Messenger RNA from Nycticebus coucang (slow loris), 4468 nucleotides. It is a transcript of the gene MESD, whose product is annotated as mesoderm development LRP chaperone. Gene Ontology annotation, molecular function: low-density lipoprotein particle receptor binding. The transcript is spliced from 5 exons. Gene Ontology annotation, biological process: protein folding. The coding region runs from base 389 to 952 and encodes 187 amino acids. NCBI's taxonomy places the organism in Eukaryota, Metazoa, Chordata, Mammalia, Primates, Lorisidae. The record is from RefSeq and is a predicted model, not a curated record.
GAGGACACUUGAUGUCACCCCCUGGUGAUUUGCUGGGGGCCUGUUUUCUUGGUUCGCACGACUUCGACCCGUUUUCCAAGGGCUUCCCCUGCCCUUUGUUGUGUUUGAUCUCUUCCCCGUGGGCUUCAGAGGGCAGUGCGGUGUAGCGGAAAGAGGAAGGACGCACUGGAUGUGGAGCCCCAGGAGCGGGGCUAGAACUUGCCGCCUCCUCACUAGAGGGAAGCUCCUCCAAACUAAUCCUUCCAGGGAACUAUCUGCCUGCUUUCAGAUUCACCAUGACUUUCUGCCAUUGUUCAUUCACUCCACAAACAUUGGGCACCUCCAGUGUGCUAGGCACCCAAGUUACAUGGUCAUCUAGGAUUCAGGAUGCAGCAACAAGGUCCCAUCUAUGAGAAAUGGACCCUCACCAGACACAAAAUCUGCUUGCACCUCCAUCUUGGACUUCCCAACCUCCAGAGCUAAAGAUGAUGACAUUGAAGAAGGAGACCUCCCAGAGCACAAGAGGCCCCCUGCACCUGUGGACUUCUCCAAAUUGGACCCGGGCAAGCCUGAAAGCAUACUAAAAAUGACCAAGAAGGGGAAGACGCUCAUGAUGUUCGUCACUGUGUCGGGAAAACCUAGUGAGAAGGAGACAGAGGAGAUUACGAGCCUCUGGCAGGGAAGUCUGUUCAAUGCCAACUACGAUGUCCAGAGGUUCAUUGUGGGAUCAGACCGUGUGAUUUUCAUGCUUCGUGAUGGCAGUUACGCCUGGGAGAUCAAGGACUUUUUGGUCAGUCAAGACAGGUGUGCUGACGUAACUCUGGAGGGACAGGUGUACCCUGGCAAAGGAGGAGGAAGCAAAGAGAAAAAUAAAACAAAGCAAGACAAGGGCAAAAAGAAGAAGGAAGGAGAUUCAAAAUCUCGGACUUCCAAGGAAGACAAUCGAGCAGGGGAUAAAAAAGAAGAGCUGUGAUGGGGCAGCCACGGGCAGCCAUGUGCUCUGCGGGUGAACAGAUGGACACAGAGCUUGCCAGGCUCAUGGGUGGGGGCGGGCACAGGAAACCACACACCAGGUGACAUUCUAAUUUCUUCUAGAAAUGGUCUGCCAUGUGGUCAGUCUAAGAACGACUGUUAAAAGUCUUCAAAUAAGACAAGAUUUGUAAUUAUCGGACCCUGACAAAUUCACGUUUAUGAUAGAAACACCUCGCGUGGACACUUGAGUGAGUUGCUUCUUCCCAUUGAGACUUGCUGAGUUGUUGAUUCUGCUGAGCUUCCGUGCCCAUCCUAUACCUGCUCGGAUUGGGUGGCCUGCUGUUUUCAUGCUUUUUAUUUUCUGUUAGCUAAAAGGAUAGCACAUCCUAAUCAGACAAGUUUUAAAAACUCUUAAUUGAAUCGGGCUCUUCUGCCACAAACAUCUUGUGCAUUGCUCGCAGGGUGAAAGUGCUCUGGUAGUCCUGCAGCAAGCUGAUACUGCAGUGUACAGCAGGAGGCCAGGGUGGGUAUUUCCCAAGUCUCUGCAGGCAGAGUGAAUAGAAAAUACGGCUCUGGAAACCCUGAGCAGUUACUUUGAAUUUUUUUGGCUUGAAUUGCACUCAUCAGUUAAAAGAGAACUUGCGGUGUGCCUGCCGGAUUUUAUGUGGUCCUUAAAGCCUGUUUUGUUUCCUUCUUUAAGAAAGAGUAAUGCUGGUGUCAAGGUUCACAGGUCCUAUUUAAUGUGACAGUUUGAGAUUACAUAAAUAGGAGAUCAGCAGCAUCCUUUGCAGGGUGUGGCAGAAGACUUGGUAACCUCACUUACUUCUAAGCUUUUUUUUUUUUUUUUGAUAAGUGCCUAAACAUGUGGUGUUUCCAUGUGGUACUAAACCAUGUGCUACUGUUAAUGUCUGAUUUUGCUAUUCAUGCAUUGUAGCCUAUUCUGAAUAAGAGAACAUUUAUAUACAGGUGUUGUUUUUAAGAACUAAAAUCAUUUUUAAAAACUCAGUUGUAAUUUUAAAGAAUUAAAAAUAGCACAUGUACAUGACUUGAAGCUGUCCAUUUUAAAGAAUGGUCAAGAGUGAAGUAUUCCGUGCUGCCACCACCUGGUCCUGGUGGAAGCUACUGUUAACAAUUUGAACCCCAUCAAGAAGAGUGUUCAUUUAUCACCUUAUGAUGAGGUGUGUGUGUUUUGGCUUCACCGCAUCUGUUUCCUGUACUGCAGUACCACUCCACAUUUCUCCCAGUGAACCACAUUCUCUGCACACUCUGUCCGUCCGCAGCCUCCAGGCCAUGCCACUUCAGGGGUGAAGCCUGUAUGGUCUAGGCCUCCCAGGGUCAGUUGCUGGAGCUGGGAAGAUGUUUCUUGCUCUCAUGCAUUUUGAGCCAGGGGGGAUAAGUGGCCACAGCCCCUGGAGAGGAGACCUGUUUGAGACUGGAGCCAGUGUGAGCAGCGGGGACUCCACACCCUGGUGGUGGCACCUGAAUCCAUCCGUAGCUGAAAUGAGCCCUGUCCCUGGUUUCUUCUAUUUUUACUUAGGGUGGUUUGUUGGGCUACUGUUACAUGUAGCCAUAAAGGUCCUGUCCAGAGCAACUGUCUUUGUUGGAUAAUUGUUUUAAUUCAACAAAAGGGGGCCAAAAUUCACACCUACAUGCCUUCCCUUUGUUUUUUUGAGACAAGAGUUGGCCUAGGUAGAAUGCCAUGGCAUCAUAACUCACAGCAACCUCAGACUCUUGGGCUCAAGCAAUUCUCUUGCCUCAGCCUCCAGAGUAGCUGGGAUUACAGGUGCCCGGCUAUUUUUAGAAAUAGGGUCUUUCUCUUGCUCAGGCUGGUCUCAAACCUGUGAGCUCAGGCGAUCCACCCGCCUUGACCUCACAGAGUGCUGGGAUUACAGGCAGGAGCCACCAGGCCCAGCCCUACAAGCCUUUCCACGUGAGAAUGUAUGCAUGGUUCCUGGUCAUUCCAUUAACUGAGAAGCACAGGUCUGUGUCAUCACUUCCUGUGCAGCAUGCACCCGUGUCAGCCAGUACUUACUGUUACAUAUGAGGUGCGAGGCACAGUGGAGGCAGACCCUGCUGUCAUGGAAGUAAUGAUUUGGUAGGAAAGACAAUUAUUAAUAACACAUAAGGUCAGGUGGCAACUGUGAGACGUGCAGGAAGCACAGAGUGUAGAGCAGCUGGGGUUGUGGGGUCUCACCUUGGGGUGCCUAGCACCUCCCUGACAGCUAGAGCAGGAGCCGGGAGGACAAAUGCAAGGGGAAGCAGUCAUGGGCCCAGCGGCUAGAAGUGGGCAGGGAGGGGCUCUGAGAAGGCCAGAGGGGAGCUAAGGAGGUGAGGGGUGCCCAGGGUCUUGCUGAAAUUUGGAAUACCCUGCCUGAUGCUGCAGUGGAGUGGGCAUGGAAGAUGGGAGAUAUGGUUGGAGGGGCCGCCAGUGGGUGUGGCACAUGAGCUGGGGGACAUGUCAGCAGUGCAGACUGUAGUGGACCAUGGCAUGGUUGCAGAGCAGGGUGCUGAUGAGGUUGAACCACUGUUUACCUGCACAGUCCCUGCUGGCGGACUGUCAGGAUUUCGGUUUUUGUGUUAGUGUACUUGAUGCUGCAGUGAACGUUUCUGUACAAAACAUUUUGGUAAUUUUUAUUUAUACCUGAAAGGUAAAUUCCGAAUAGUGGAAUUGUUAGAACAAGCAGAAUUUGGCAUUUUGGAGUGUUUCCUGGAUUGAUUUUCUGUGUGGUUUAGCCUACCCUCGCCAGCAGUGGGUCUCCUGUCCUGGCCAACACUAGGCAUCACACUUGGCAAUUUAAAAGAUGUAAAAACUGUCUGCUGGACACAGUAGCUCAUGCCUGUAAUCCUAGCACUCUGGGAAGCGGAGAUGGGCAGAUUGCUUGCACUCAGGAGUUUGAGACCACCUGAGCAAGAGCCAGACCAAGACCCCAUCUCUACUAAAAUGAAAAACUGAGGCAAGAGGAUAGGCUUGAGCCCAGGAGGUCUGAGGUUGCUGUGAGCUGUGAUGCCUUAGCACUCUACCUAGGUUGACAGAGUAAAAUUCUGUCUCAAAAAUAAAAAUUAAAUUAACUGUAUCUUGCUAGACACUGUGGCUCAUCCCUAUAAUCAUAGCAGUUUGGGAGACUGAGAUAGAAAGAUACUUGAGGCCAGAAGUUUGAGGCUGCAGUGAGCUAUGAUGAUGCCACUGCACUUCAGCCCAGGCCACAGAACAGGACUCUAUCUCAAAAAAUCAUAAAAAUUGUAUCUUAAAAAAAAACUAUCUUAGGGCAGCACCAGUAACUCAGUGAGUAGGGCGCCAGCCACAUACACUGAGGCUGGCAGGUUUGAACAUGGUCUGAGCCAGCUAAAAAAACAAUGACAAUUGCAGCAACAAAAAAAAAUAGCUGGGCCUUAUGGUGGGCACCUGUAGCCCCAGGUACUUGGAGGCCAAGGCAGAGAAUCUCUUAAGCUCAAGAGUAGCUCACUGAAACCUCAAAUUCCUGGGCUUAGGCAAUCCUGCCUCAGCCUUCUGACUAGC